GAAAGAGGGCUGAAUCGAAGAGACUCUCAUGCCUUAAGGUUCUCGAAUUGCCGGUCCGGCAUCGUCUCACCUCACGGUUCAAACCUGCUGUCCAUUGAGGUCUCUGCUAGAGGUCCACCGCUGCCGUCUGCGGUAUAGACUCAACUUCACGCAAAGUGAGCCUCUCGCCUAGCUCACGUUGCCAAUUGCUUCAGAGCCCCUGCAUUCUACUUCAAAGUGCACUCACUGCUCCGCGCCCCGCCCUCCAAAACUCAUCCGAGAUGGCGAAACAAGAGCCGGGCUCGCCGGUGGUGCUUGAGCUCGAAGAUGGCUACUUCUGCAAAGGCUACAGCUUCGGUGCAAACAAGAGCAUUUCUGGUGAACUGGUCUUCCAGACUGGAAUGGUCGGCUAUCCAGAGUCUCUCACCGAUCCCUCUUACCGGGGCCAGAUCUUAGUCAUUACCUUUCCCUUGGUUGGUAACUACGGAGUGCCAUCUCGAGAAGAAAAAGACAAAUUGUUGCCAGACCUGCCCGCGUACUUUGAAUCACGGGAAAUUCAUGUUGCCGGUCUUGUUGUUGCUACCUACGCCGGAGAAGAAUACUCCCACUACCUUGCGAAGUCGUCCUUGGGCACGUGGCUGAAAGAACAGAACAUUCCCGCCAUACACAGCGUCGACACAAGGCUUUUGACUAAGCGCAUCAGAGAAGAGGGUAGCAUGCUCGGUAGAUUGCUUCAGCAGAAGACUGUUUUGGGUAGCAUCAAGUCCGUUGUAAAUGGCGUCAUCGGCAACGGCCAGGUCAAUGGCAACGGCAAAGACGAAUGGCGUUCGGAGUUCGAGACGGUGGAAUGGGUGAACCCAAAUGCGAAGAAUCUGGUAGCAGAAGUGUCGAUCAAGGAACCAAAGGUCUUCUAUCCAGAGCCGGCAACCGCAUUGAAGCAUCCUUCUGGCCGACCUGUUCGAAUAGUCUGUGUAGACGUUGGCAUGAAGUACAACCAGCUUCGCUGUCUCGUCAAGCGAGGUGUUGAAGUUGAGGUGGUACCGUGGGACUAUGACUUCCCCAAACUUGCUGGCGCGGCUUAUGAUGGUCUCUUCAUCUCAAAUGGGCCAGGCGACCCUGCCACACUAGAAACCACAGUGAAGAACAUCCGCACGGCUUUGGAUGAGGCGAGAACCCCUAUCUUUGGUAUUUGUCUAGGCCAUCAGCUUCUCGCUCGAGCGGCGGGAGCAAACACUGUCAAAAUGAAGUUUGGUAACCGUGGAGCAAACAUUCCAUGCACCAACUUGAUCUCAGGUCGAUGCUAUAUCACCUCUCAAAAUCAUGGUUACGCCGUAGAUGCCAACACGCUAUCUGGUGGCUGGGAGGAGCUAUUCGUUAACGCGAAUGAUGGCAGCAACGAGGGUAUUCGACACGUUAGCAAACCCUACUUCAGUGUGCAAUUCCACCCAGAGCACGCACCUGGGCCACAAGAUACCGAAUUCCUGUUUGACGUAUUUAUUGACGCUAUUAAAAAGUGCAUGACGGACACGUCAGCUCUCUCACAACCCGUGGUCUUCCCAGGCGGCACGAAAGAGGCGAACGUCAAGGCUCAUCCAAGGGUUAACGUGAAAAAGGUCCUUGUUCUUGGUAGCGGUGGUCUAAGCAUUGGACAGGCAGGCGAGUUCGACUACUCUGGAAGCCAAGCUAUCAAGGCUUUGAAACAGGAAGGAAUUUAUACAAUUCUUAUCAACCCUAAUAUUGCGACCAUCCAGACCUCAAAGGGUUUAGCAGAUAAGGUCUAUUUCUUACCAGUCACGGCAGAAUUUGUCCGCAAGGUUAUAAAAUAUGAGCAGCCUGAUGCCAUCUAUGUUACAUUUGGUGGCCAGACCGCUUUGCAAGUGGGCAUACAGUUGAAGGACGAAUUCGAUAAGCUUGGUGUCAAAGUCCUUGGUACACCGAUCGACACUAUAAUCACAACAGAGGAUCGCGAGCUCUUCGCACGGAGCAUGGAAUCAAUUGGCGAGAAAUGUGCGAAAUCCGCCUCGGCCAACUCUGUCGAUGAGGCCAUGCGUGUCGUUGAGGACAUCGGAUUUCCAGUCAUCGUUCGCGCAGCCUAUGCCUUAGGCGGUCUGGGAAGCGGCUUUGCAGACAACAAAGAACAGCUUUUCGAGCUCUGCCAAAAGGCUUUUGCUGCCAGCCCACAGGUAUUGAUUGAACGCAGUAUGAAAGGAUGGAAGGAGAUCGAGUACGAGGUCGUUCGUGACGCUCACGACAACUGCAUCACGGUUUGUAACAUGGAGAACUUCGAUCCACUCGGUAUUCACACUGGUGACUCGAUCGUCGUUGCACCAUCCCAGACGCUAUCGGACGAGGACUACAAUAUGCUCAGGACCACAGCCGUCAAUGUUAUUAGACAUCUUGGCGUUGUUGGUGAAUGUAAUAUUCAGUACGCCCUCAAUCCGUUCUCUAAGGAAUACUGCAUCAUCGAAGUCAAUGCUCGUCUAUCUAGAUCAUCAGCUCUUGCCUCGAAAGCUACUGGCUAUCCUCUAGCAUUCAUUGCAGCUAAGCUGGGUCUUGGAAUUCCCUUGGAUGAGAUCAAGAAUACGGUCACGAAGAGUACUUGUUCUUGCUUUGAGCCGUCCCUUGAUUACGUCGUUGUCAAAAUCCCCAGGUGGGAUCUCAAGAAGUUUACACGUGUCUCGACCUUGCUUGGCUCGUCCAUGAAAAGCGUGGGAGAAGUUAUGAGCAUUGGGAGAACAUUCGAAGAAGCAAUCCAAAAGGCCAUUCGUGGAGUGGAUCCAUCCAACCUAGGUUUCAACGACCGCGAUGCCGCCCUCAUGUCUAUCGAUCAAGAAUUGCAGACUCCUUCAGACCAACGUCUCUUUGCUAUUGCCAAUGCCAUGAGCGCGGGAUAUACCGUGGAUAAAAUCUGGGAGCUCACUAAAAUCGAUAAGUGGUUUCUCAGUCGACUGAAGGGCCUUAGCGACUUUGGCCAAUUGAUGACCAAGUUUACCCCUAAGUCCAUUCCAACCGAAUUGCUCAUCAAAGCAAAGAAACUCGGGUUUGCCGAUAAGCAGCUUGCAAAAUUCAUGGGUUCGACUGAGGGUGAAGUUCGCCAAGCGAGAAUGGACGCUGCUAUUCAUCCUGUGGUCAAGCAGAUUGAUACCGUCGCCGCUGAAUUCCCAGCCAAGACCAACUACCUAUACCUUACCUACAAUGGCGAGGAAAGCGAUGUUGAAUUCCAAGAUCAGGGUAUCAUGGUCUUAGGAUCUGGUGUCUACCGAAUCGGCUCUUCUGUAGAGUUCGAUUGGUGUUCGGUUCGUGCGAUUCGCACUCUCCGAGAGCAUGGGUUCAAGACCGUGAUGCUGAAUUAUAACCCGGAAACGGUAUCAACUGAUUACGAUGAGGCUGAUCGACUCUAUUUCGAAAACAUUACUCUUGAGACUGUGCUUGACAUUUACGCUCUUGAAAAAUCGAGCGGCACCGUCAUCUCCAUGGGUGGUCAAACACCAAACAACAUUGCACUCGACAUGUACCGCGCGAACGUAAAAAUUCUGGGAACUUCGCCAGAGAUGAUCGAUUCUGCUGAGAACCGGUACAAGUUUUCGCGCUUGCUCGAUCGUAUCAACGUGGAUCAGCCUGAAUGGAAGGAACUAACAAGCAUUGAUGAGGCAAAGGCAUUUUGCAGUCGCGUCUCGUAUCCUGUGCUUGUCCGACCGUCGUACGUCUUAUCAGGAGCUGCUAUGAAUACCGUCUACUCUGAAGAUGACCUGGAGAACUAUCUCAAACAGGCUGUUUCCGUGUCGAAGGAGCAUCCUGUGGUUAUCACGAAGUACAUCGAAGGCGCCAAGGAGAUUGAAAUGGACGCUGUCGCAAGAGGCGGAAAGUUGAUCGGUCACUUUAUUUCGGAACACGUUGAAAAUGCUGGUGUUCAUUCUGGUGAUGCAACCCUUAUCCUGCCUCCCCAAGAUCUGGACCCGGAGACGGUUCGGAGAAUUGAAGACGCUACCCGCAAGAUUGGCAAUGCGCUUAAUGUCACUGGGCCUUUCAACAUUCAGUUUAUCGCAAAGGACAACGAGAUCAAGGUCAUAGAGUGCAAUGUCCGUGCCUCACGAUCUUUCCCAUUCGUGUCCAAAGUUAUGGGCGUCGACUUGAUCGAAAUGGCUACUAAGGCGAUGGCUGGCCUACCGCUCGUGGAGUAUCCCCCAGUCAGUAUUCCGCCAGACUAUGUCGGAGUCAAGGUUCCACAAUUCUCGUUCCCACGUCUGUCUGGAGCUGAUCCAGUUCUGGGUGUUGAGAUGGCCUCUACUGGUGAGGUCGCAUGCUUCGGUCGUACGAAGUAUGAGGCAUACAUCAAAGCACUCCUCUCGACAGGUUUCAAGCUACCAAAGAAGAAUAUCUUGCUGUCCAUUGGCUCGUUCAAAGACAAAUUUGAAAUGCUCAAGCCAAUCGAGCAAUUGCAUAAGAUGGGCUACAAAUUGUUUGCAACUGCGGGCACGGCAGAUUUCAUCCAGGAGCAUGGCAUCCCUGUUAAGUUCCUAGAAGUCCUCGGCGGCAGUAAUACGGACGGACAGAAAGCAGAAUACUCACUGACAUCUCAUCUGGCCAACAAUCUGAUCGACUUGUACAUCAAUCUGCCUUCAAACAAUCGCUUCCGUCGCCCGGCCAACUAUAUGAGCCGAGGCUACCAGACUCGUCGUAUGGCUGUUGACUACCAGACGCCGCUGGUCACAAACGUUAAAAAUGCAAAAAUCUUGAUUGAAGCCUUAAGCAGGCAAUAUGACCUUGAAGUCAGCAAGAUCGACUUCCAGGAAUUCACUAGUCAUCCUUCUACUACUGCGGCUGGCAUGACACUAGCUCGUGCUCCAAGUAAGAAUGCUUCCCUUCCAGAGCUUCUGGCCAUGUCCACUUUCAAGGGCAAAAAUAUCCUCUCGGUUAGCCAGUUCACUCGUGCGGAUCUACACCACCUCUUCACGGUUGCUCAGGAGAUGCGAUUGGGAGUCCAGCGACAUGGCUGUCUAGACAUCCUUAAAGGCCGAGUAUUGUGUACAAUGUUCUACGAGCCUUCGACGCGGACGAGCGCGUCCUUCGAUGCGGCCAUGAAACGUCUUGGUGGUCAAGUCGUGGCAGUCCAAGAGUCGCACGCCAGCACAAAGAAAGGAGAAUCUCUAGGCGACACAGUUCGCACUCUUGCCUGCUACGGAGACGCCAUAGUCCUGCGUCAUCCACAUGAAGACAGUGUCGAAAUUGCUGCCAAGGUAGCAAGUGUUCCGGUUAUCAACGCUGGUAACGGUAGCAAAGAGCACCCAACCCAAGCUUUCCUUGAUCUUUUCACGAUCCGAGAAGAGCUGGGGACUGUUAAUCACUUGACUGUGACAUUUGUUGGAGAUCUCAAAUAUGGACGAACAGUUCAUUCCCUCUGCCAACUUUUGAAACUCUACGAUGUUACGAUUCAGCUUGCGUCACCAAAGUCUCUUGCCUUGCCAAAGAAGGUUCGCGAUAGUCUUGGUGACCGAGUUGUUGCCGAGACCAACCAGCUCACUCCUGAAAUUAUCGCACGCAGUGACGUUCUCUACUGUACUCGUGUGCAAAAGGAACGCUUUGAAGACUUGAGCGAAUAUGAAAGCGUGAAAGACAGCCUUGUCGUAGACAAUGCAGUCUUGAGGCAUGCAAAGAAGGAGAUGAUCAUUCUACACCCGCUCCCCCGUAACAAGGAAAUCAGUGAGGAAGUUGACUUUGAUCCUAGAGCCGCAUACUUCCGACAGAUGAGAUACGGUCUUUACACGAGAAUGGCUUUGCUGGCACUUGUUAUGGCGCCAUGAUUCUGCGACGGCAACAAAAGGUAGAAAAAGUUUUUAGUCUGCAUAUCAAAGGGAUGAACACUACACGAUUUCUGAUGCCUAUUGGUUACCUUUCACAAAAUAUAAUUCUAAAAAAAAAAGUCGACACACAGGGUAGGAGGAUUGCAUAAAAGGAAGCGGUAGCAUUGCAAAUGAUUUCAUUACAAAUUUAUUGUGCGAGUUGGCACCACACUUGAUCGACAUUGCGCUCUUGCUUGUCUACAGAGUGACUGCAUUGAUAAACCUCGUGUCGGUGGCUUCCACAAGCAGUCAUAGGAGUCUGUAGUCUCAGGUUAUCAUGCGUGUUGACGCUUAAUCCAUGGCGUGUUUUCCACGUAUUGUAUGAACGCUUACAGCAG
Molecule: messenger RNA, 6157 nt
Organism: Verruconis gallopava
Lineage: Eukaryota; Fungi; Ascomycota; Dothideomycetes; Venturiales; Sympoventuriaceae
Product: protein pyrABCN
Exons: 5
Coding region: 261-5780 (1839 amino acids)
Biological process (GO): 'de novo' pyrimidine nucleobase biosynthetic process; UTP biosynthetic process; L-citrulline biosynthetic process
Cellular component (GO): cytosol; cytoplasm
Molecular function (GO): metal ion binding; amino acid binding; dihydroorotase activity
Source: RefSeq, a predicted model, not a curated record